Molecule: messenger RNA, 1327 nt
Organism: Trichobilharzia szidati
Lineage: Eukaryota; Metazoa; Platyhelminthes; Trematoda; Strigeidida; Schistosomatidae
Source: the annotation of a GenBank genome assembly
GCGGUAACUUCUAAGCAGUGCGACUUUUCAAGAUCAUUCCAGUGGUUGUUUUUCAACACCAAGUGGUCUAUAUGAUGCUUUCCAUCAUCUCUUUACAAUGAUGUUUGAGCGAAAUCCUAUGUUGUCCAAUUCUGAAGUGACUGCUGACUACUCACCUGAAUUAGAUUUGGAUGCUUAUUCUAGAUUUACAGAUGGUAUGAUCAAGAAUGAUGUCGCAAAUAGACCAUUCAGUCCAUCCAAACAGGUAAUGAACCGGUAAAAAGUUUUGAUUCCCAUAUAGGUUAGGUUUCGCCCAAAUAUCACUGUCAACUCCGUUGAUCUACUAGCUGGAAGAUCUUCAAUGUAUGAUUAUUCUGAAGAUGGUGUCGAUGAGUUGACGCACAUAACAUCAAUGUCUUUCGGUAAUCCGAGUUCACCAAAGCACUUUCAAUCUACAGAAGCAUCUCCAUAUGAUACAUCUCUGUGGUUGGAAGGUAAUUUCGACAAAAUGUGUAACCUUUCUGUGGACACUGAAUGGAGUCCCCAAAAUACCUGCCAGAAUUCUUCAUUCCUCAGAACCACCGAUCAUAUUCCACAGCCACCAUUAUCAUCGUCUUACAGCACUGUAACUGGUUCUAGGAACUACUCUUCAGACGUCAAGAGUUGGGAUGACCAAGUACCUAGGAAACUGCCUAACUAUCUUCUCAGUCGUUCUGAUGAUCUUUCUUUGUCAACUCUUACCGAAGUAGACUCUGUCGAUUUAGACGCUACAUACUCUCCUCAGAGUCAGUCUGUUGAUCCCGGUGUAAAUCUGUCACAACCAAUGUACAAAACAGCAGAAACCUUGAAAAAAGAAAUCAAAAACCUGUCUUUAAAGAUCAACAGUGCUUCAGAAACGCCUACUGAUAAGAUACGUUUAGAAGCUGAACGUAUUGUUAAUGAAGCCUGUAGCACUUUACCUUGUGGAAAUGAUUUAAUCAAUCCAUUGAUUUUAAAUCCAGGACUCACUGUAAAUAUACCAGAGCAUGAAACACAGUAUACAAAUCUUAUCGAUUUAUCUGUUGAUGAAUCAGAAAUAGUUCGUCUUGAACGUCAACGAAUUGCAGCUCAACGUAAAAAGUUGGAGGCGUGUAGGAAACAAAAUGCUAAAGACAAAGUUAAUGAACCUGAACCAGAUUUACUAGAAUUCUUUGAUCCAAAUCGUCAUGUAUAUCAAUCAGUGAAUAUUCAGACUAAAAGUCUACCAAAUUUACUGCCUACUUUACGUUGUGCUCCUGAUGAUUCUAUCCUAUUUCUACAUGAAAAUAUUCUCUGUGAUCAUUAUGCCAGUAUGUUGUAUGAUGUUUAA